CACGUGGUUUCCGUUUGUGCUUACUGCACCAUGGCGACGGGGACGCUAAAGUUACCCGAGCUGAUUCACGGAUACUUUUUCGUUUUCCUGUUAAAUUCAAACCCGAUUUAUUGCCAACAGUUUUCUAUUUCUUCUUCGCAACCGUCGGAUUGUGGGGUCCAAAAUUAUUUUGAUAUUUCAAGCUUGACUUGUGUGAAAUGUGGACCGAACCAAGUCAGCAGUACAUCAGGUUUGAGCUGUGAGUGUCAGACGGGUUUCAAGGUCCUGAGCAGCAACGGAGGAUUCAUUACCUGCCAAAAGUGCACAGACACCAAACCGGCUGUUACGCGGGAUGGAUAUGAAUGUAUCAGAUGUCCAGGCGGACUGGGGGAGGAUGGGAAAUGCAAGUGUCCUGAAGACAGUGUUCUUGUGGAAAGAAAUGCAGAUGGAACCCCUCUCGAAGAAGCCCUAUGUGAGUUGUGUAAUGGAACAGAUCCAGCUUUUUCUUCCCCAGACAUGAAAGGCAACAGAUGUGUGAGAUGUCAGGACUCCUUCAUCAACACAUCUCAGUCCUGCACAUGUGGCUCUAACAUUCUGGCUGGAGGAAUGUGUUUCCCUCCCAACACCCUGCCCCCUAUGGUUGUUUCCACAGUCAACUUUGCUCAGUUGGGCCUGUCUGUUACUUCUGCCUGGUUCUCUCACUUCCUGUAUUCGUCUGCAGCUGCAUGUCUGUUGUUCACUAAUCGGACAGCAUGCCAGGCUCUGGGGAACAUGUGUGUGAUGAACAUGCAGUCAAGCACUAUCAGCACCGAUGCCUGCGGCCUGUACUACACUAUCUACAGAGCAACAGCGGCUCAGGGCAACAACCAGGACAACCCAUACUGGAGGAUUAACCUGCCCUGGUUGUAUUAUGGAGAACAGCCAGGAUUGGCAUCAAGAGUUCUGCAGACUGAACCACUACCUGUAGGCUUCAGCUUUAAAGGCACAAACAAGAACACAAACAUACAGCUGCGGGCUGCAGUGUACACCGUUCGAGGAGAGUUUAUAAGAUGGGAGAAUGUAGGCAGAAGCAACCUGCAGCUUUGUCCAGAUACCUUAACUAGACAGCAGGCUGCUUUCACAUUUGGGACGGCCUACAAUCAAAAUUGUGUCCUCUCAGUGUCGGAUCUCCUGGCUGCUUAUUCGGAGCCUCUGUUUUAUGACAUCUUCCUGGUGCAGCAGAACACUGCGGGAGAUGAGCGCCUCCUCGCUGUGCCCAUUCUCAACCUCAUUCUGCAGUUCAAUGGCCAGUUUGUCAACCAAGCCUCUAACAUGAAUAGCUGGUACCUGACCCGAAGGCUGAUGAUGAUAGACACUUUAAGUGGCAGAGAAAAGAGUGUGAAUUCCACCCCCAGAGUUAUUCGUGUGGCCAGUAACUUGAAAAUGAGUUUCCAGCUUGUGCCAAACACCCAGAAAGGUCAGGUGUACCCUCCUCUGAUGACUGUGUCCUACUCUGAUAUUCUCAUCACUGACCAGGCCAAGCAAACUGUAGCUAUAUCAUUCUCUUUGGAGUAUGAGAUGGAUCAGAACGAAGCUCGAGUUAAAACUGAUAUUGCUCUGGGUGUGUUGGGUGGAGUGGCUGUUGUGUACACUCUAUUAAAGACGGCAAGCUGGAAAAGAAGGAUUGCAUCCCCUCUCAUUGACAUACAGACCAUUUUGAAGUUCCUGCUGUUCUAUGCUGGAGAUUUGGCAAAUGUUUUCUUCUUCAUCACCGUGGGAACUGGUCUGUACUGGCUCAUUUUAUAUAAGGCUCAGCAAUUUGUGUCUGUAUUGUUGCCAUUACCAGCUCAAGAGGACAGUUUUGUGAUAUAUGUUGGAUGUGCUUUUGCACUUAAGGCGGUGCAGUUCCUUCAUGAGUUGUGGUUGCAGAUGUCAGUGGAUAUAUUCUUUAUAGACUGGGAGAGACCUCGCGGUGGCAAGUCCAAUAAAUCUGUAGAAGGGUGUGGUGAAGGAAAGACCCCAGCACCUACAGUCAGCAUCUGGAGAACGUACUUUGUGGCUAAUGAAUGGAAUGAGAUCCAGACCAUCCGUAAGAUCAACCCCACCUUCCAGAUCAUCUCUGUGCUCUUCUUCCUGGAGGUGGUGAGUUUCUCCAGCCUUGCAUUGAGAGACCCUUCUUCGGAGCUUCAGCGCUCAGACGAGGGAUACAUACCCGCCUACAGCCGCAUACUGCGCUACGGUGUGGCAACUGCUGUGUGGCUUUGCAUUGGUUUUAUACAGAUCAUCUUUUUCUCAGUUUUCUAUGAGCGCUUUGUGGAAGACAAGAUUCGCCAGUUUGUGGAUCUCUGUUCCAUCAGUAAUGUAUCAGUCCUGCUGCUUUCUCUACGCUGUUUUGGCUACUACAUCCACGGCCGAUCUGUGCACGGCCAUGCCGACACUAAUAUGGACGAGAUGAACUCAAACCUCAAGAGAGAGGCCGAGAAUCUUUGUGGCCAGAGAGGACUAUUACCUAAUUCUGACAUUCAGACUUUUCAGAUCUCCAUAACAAGCCGUCUGAGGGCGCAGUAUGAUCGCAUAUUCGAGCCACUUAGUAGAAGAAAUGGGCCCUCGCGAUUGAUCGAUGCCUCGGCCAACCCGUUCGAGCAGAACACAAAAGCCUAUCACACCAUGAACCGAUUUCUCGCCUCUUUUAUUGACCACGCUCAUCGUGACAUGGAUUACAUUGUGAAAGAUAAGCUGUUUUUUGAAAGAGUCGUUGGAAUGGAGUUCAUUGAACCUCUGGACAAAAGCAUUUUUUAUAAUGAUGACUCUCACUCCUUCGCUGAGGUGCUUUUCUACGGGAACGAGGCGACGCUGUUGAUCUUUGACACACUCUUUUUCUCUGUUGUUGAUCUCUGCAGCCAGAGCUUUAUUCUGGCAGCUGUACUAACAUAUGUACAGCAAAUGAUCUUCAGGCUGAUUCGAAAUGUCUCCGGUCGCAGGAACCUGGCCAGAAAAACUCUGGUUGACAAAAGAUUCCUCAUCUAAUUUAUUUAUUUAAUCUUCUUCAUUUUGCCUUAAUGCCAGUUUUAUUGUAGUUCUUACUUUGCCAACUUUAAUUCUCAAAGCUAGUUGUCUUUUGAUGCCUUGUAUGUUGUUAAUGGAUUUGUUUAAAAGUUUGUUGUUUCUUGUGUAGAGUACAUAAAAUUCUGUAUUUUUCUACAUCAUUAAUGACUGUAUUGAUUGAGUGAUUGAUUGAUUGACUGCUGUAUAGUAAAUAGAAGUAAAAAACAUGAAGAUACCGAAUGAGCUUCUGUUAAUAUUCGUUUAAAAAAACAUCAGAAUAGGGGAAAAUGUGAUCUCAGUGACUUUGUGGGUUAUUGGUACCUGACAUGCUGGUUUGAGUAUUUUAGAACCACUAAUCUAAUGGGACUUUAAUGCAUAACAGUCUUUAGGGUUUAUAAACACAACAUGCUGUCAACCAAGGACAGGAAUCUGAGACUACAGGGGGUACAGACUCACCAAAACUGCACAGUUGAAGAUAGGAAAAAAAACACUGGUCUUUUUCCAGCCUCCCACUGUAUAGUUUCAGUGAGUCUGUAGACUCACAUUGCUGUCUGGCUGACAGGAGUGGAACCCGAUGUGGUCUCUGCUGUUGAAGUUCAUCUGCUUCAAGGUUCAACAUGUAGUGUGGUCUGAGAUGCUUUUCUGCUCACCACAGUUAUAAAGAGUGGUUAUUUGAGUUACCUUAGCCUUGCUGUCAGCUGGAACCAGUCUAGUUAUUCUCCUCUGCCCUCUCUCAUCAAGUCAUUUCCAGCCACAGAACUGCUGCUCAAUAGAUGUGUUUUGUUUUCUGCACAACUCUGUUUAAACUCUGUAGACCGUUGUGUGUGAAAAUCCCAGACCACAGUUUCUGAAAUACUAAAACCUGCCUGUCUGUCACCAAAAUCCAUGUCAUGGCCAAAGUCACUGAGAUCACAUUUUCCCCCCAUUCUCUUUAGGCUGCCUCAGAUACGAGAGCUCAUUCUCAUAACUUUCACAUUCCUUGCACCUGUGAUUAGAACCCAGACAGUCAAGGCCAAACACGGGCAUGAACCAUGAUAACAGAGGUAAGAAAAGUAGGAUGAACUGAAGUAAUAACGACUGAACCGGACAUUCCUUUCUGAUUUUUAAAAAUGAGUUAAUCAAACAGACUUAACAGAUCAAGGCUUACAUUUCCAUCUCUGCAUGUUUAUUGUGAAGUAUCUGGGGCUUUUUUCUUUGGCCUGCUAUAUAAUAAUUUGUUUAGGGAAGUGAAUAAAUAUAGAUUAGUUUAUCGAGAUUUACAUUAAAGUGUACAUAAAACUAGAUGAGAAAACUGGAAUAAAACUCAGAAAGAAAGAAAUC
Messenger RNA from Ictalurus furcatus (blue catfish), 4323 nucleotides. RefSeq names its product transmembrane protein 67 (gene tmem67). The coding region runs from base 31 to 2985 and encodes 984 amino acids. Gene Ontology annotation, biological process: cilium assembly. The transcript has 28 exons. Gene Ontology annotation, cellular component: ciliary transition zone; MKS complex. The record is from RefSeq and is a predicted model, not a curated record. NCBI's taxonomy places the organism in Eukaryota, Metazoa, Chordata, Actinopteri, Siluriformes, Ictaluridae.